Messenger RNA from Petromyzon marinus (sea lamprey), 587 nucleotides. NCBI's taxonomy places the organism in Eukaryota, Metazoa, Chordata, Hyperoartia, Petromyzontiformes, Petromyzontidae. The record is from RefSeq and is a predicted model, not a curated record.
UGCAAACUCCGUAUAUACAGGCGUUAGGGUCGGGAUCCUGACGAGGUAGUUAACAUCACGCCACCGUGGUGCCUGCACCUGGAGCCCAUGGGACAGAGGUGCCUAGGCGCUGUGCUACAAAGAGGCAUGGAUAAACUGGACAAGGGGUCCCCAUUUCAUGUAUCGCACCAAGACCCAUGUCAAGCACGCUACGCCACCGCGUGUGCGAUUGUAUGUUGCUCGUGCGUGCGUGUGCCACGUGACUGGCGACAGCAGAAAUGGAACGGGUGGUGGUGAGGAUCGGAGGAGGCCCGCCCUGGGGCUUCAGGCUGGGGGGCGGCAGAGAGGCACGGAGCCCGCUGCGGGUGCUGAAAGUGAGGAGGCACAGCCGGGCGUGGCGCGCGGGGCUUCGAGACGGAGACGAGCUGGUGCUCAUCAAUGGCUACCCGUGCCGUGACACGACACACGCCCAGGCCGGGCAGCUCAUGGAGGCGCGGGCCAGCGCCCUGCUGCUCGUCGUGUCCAGGCAAGCACGGUGCCACACACCUGCAGAAGAAGACAAAGACAAAGUUUUCCCAUUAACAUACUGUUGGGGCAAGUGCUGUUAG